AUGGAAGGUGCUGAAUCAACCAUCGAAAAUCUUCGCGACGAAGUUCCACUUUUUGAUCAUUUUACUACCUCACAACAGCGGGAAACGACAGAAACUUUAGCUGAAAUAUACUCACUGAUCAUUGCCUUAGAUCAGAUUGAGAAGGCUUACUUAAGGGACUGCCUAUCUGGUGAAGAUUAUACGGUGACCGUCAACAAACUUUUGGCUCAAUAUCAGACGUACCUUUCAAAUGAUGAGGUAUGCAAGGAAUUUGGAAAUCUACAAAGCUUUAAGGAGAGAUAUAAUAUCAGCGCUUCCAAUGCUAUGACUAGGAUAGAGCGCGGGAUGCCUGUUACUGUGGAGCAUGCAAUUAGAAGCGACAAGGACCAGGAUGCCUCGCACAUGAGUAGUGGGAACAAAUUCAGCGGGAAAGCUGUCGCAGAGGCCACGGGUAAUUUCAUUACUGUGAUGGAUGCUUUGAAGCUAAAUUACCGUGCAAAGGACCAAUUGCACCCCUUGAUGUCUGAACUCCUCUUAAGCGUCAACAGAGUCAGCUCACAGGACUUCGAGCACCGCAAAACCCUAGUUGAAUGGAUUGUAAAGAUUAACAAGAUGAAAGCUGCGGAGAAAAUAUCAGAGGAUGAGGCUAGUGAACUAUUAUUCAGUCUAGAUGCAGCUUACAAGACCUUCUAUACACUCUUGGAAUAA
This is a messenger RNA of Lachancea nothofagi CBS 11611, 687 nucleotides long. The record is from the annotation of a GenBank genome assembly. Lineage: Eukaryota; Fungi; Ascomycota; Saccharomycetes; Saccharomycetales; Saccharomycetaceae.